Molecule: messenger RNA, 1802 nt
Organism: Umbelopsis ramanniana AG
Lineage: Eukaryota; Fungi; Mucoromycota; Umbelopsidomycetes; Umbelopsidales; Umbelopsidaceae
Exons: 6
Coding region: 352-1755 (467 amino acids)
Biological process (GO): termination of RNA polymerase II transcription
Cellular component (GO): mRNA cleavage factor complex; cytoplasm
Molecular function (GO): RNA polymerase II complex binding; mRNA binding
Source: RefSeq, a predicted model, not a curated record
UUUUUUCUUCAAUUACUGAUGAAUGGAUGUUACAUAUCCAAGCAACUUGUUACACUAUAUGCAACAGAAGAAUCCAAAAUCAAAAGAAAAGAGAAAAUGCGAGAACGAGAACACAAACGAUAAAAAGAAAAAAGAAAAGAAAAAAAAAAGAUGUUGCAAGUGACAGUUGCUUUAGGAUAGCGGAUUAUUUAUUGCAAGCUAUUUGCUAAACUUUGGAUGCUAGCAUCCGUGUACCUCCUUCAUUUCUUCAUAGCAAAUUGUAUAUUUCUUUUUCCAAAUUCUUACAUCUCAUCAUAUACACUCUGGAUCCAUUUUGGUGCAGCCUUUUAGCAGUGUUUAACAUGUCAUCUCAUGGAUUUUUUUUUUCUGUUACAGAAUGCCUCAAAUCAAAAGCUUCCGGUGAUCUACCUCGUUGACUCAAUAUGUAAGAAUGUCGGUGAACCCUAUAUCCAGUUGUUUGCACGUAACAUCGCUUCGCUAUUCCUCGAAUCUUAUACAAGAGCCGAGGUUUCUACGAGGAGAAGUUUUGAGCGAUUAUUACAAACAUGGAAGAACGGGAUGCCAGACGGACGGCCUGUGUUUUCCAGGAGUGUACUUGAACCCAUUGAACGGUCUGUAAGAUAUCUUCAGCAACAAUCUCCACAACAGCAACAUCAACCUCCUUCGCAGCAAGGACCAAAUAUAAUGCGAGACCCUAGGCAGCGAUACGCAGCAUCUCCCAGUCAGUCACAAUACCCCUCUUCUGGAAUAAGUCCUAGCCAACAGCAAACCUUACCAACCGCGCCGCAGCCUGAUGUCAUGUCAACUCUGCAGUCCAUAUUAUCACCAGCGAAUGGAAACAGUGGUGGUGACCCUACCACGCAAAUCUUGGUUCAGCUACAAUCUUUAUUACCUACGUUACCACCAGCUCAAGCUGCCCCCAUUCAGCAAUAUCUGGCACAAAUAUUACCACCAGGAACUCCUCCACCCGCUUCUGUAUCAUCGUCAGUUAGUAACAUGAAUGCUCUUGACUUAAUGAAGAAUUUAACAUCGUUGGGACUUUUGGGUGGCGUUUCAUCUGGACAACCUGCUUCAGAGCAGAAAAAGGAUUUUGCAUCUGGUAACAUGACGGUCGCUAUGUUUGGACCAUUCCGACUGGAGAGUAAAGAUAUUCAAACAGUUCGUAAAGGAGCGGUUGAAUUCUUAUAUUCUGCAUUACCACUUAAAUGCAAGCAAUGUGGUUACCGAUACCCAGACACAGAAGAGGGCAAGAAGAAGAUGGAUGCUCAUCUUGACUUUCAUUUUCGACAGAAUCGACGAUCGAAAGAACGUGCCAAGCGCGGCCUUUCUCGAAGCUGGUUUGUAACUGAAAGCGAGUGGGUCAAUGGUGUCGACAUUGAGUCUACCAGCCAGCAUCCACCUAUAUUUGCGGACGAACAAUCACAUAAUGGCACUGGUGGAGGAAGUGGACAACAAAAAAAUAAAAAGGUGGAAGAACUAGACGCAGAUUCACAUAUGGUAGUUGUGCCUGCCGAUAGCCAAGGUAGACCUUGCCCUAUUUGCGGAGAGCAGUUCAUUACGAUAUGGAACGACGGUGAGGAAGAAUGGAUGUACAAAAAUGCAGUUAAUAUUAAUGGAACGAUAUAUCACGCAACUUGCCACGCAGAUGCUAGUCAUAAUAUGGAAGUGGAAGAAUUAGAAGCAGAUCAAAUCGAAAAGAAGAGAAAAGCAGUAGACGAUUUGGCUCAAGAUAGUAAAAUACUAAAGACAGAAUGAUAUCACCACUGAAUAAAAUCGCCAUUUUAUACUGUGAAUUUUCACAG